UGACGAUGUAAACAAGAAAAGACAGUCGAGGGCAACAGGGAUCAAAUAGGCCGGUGUCACCGCAAAUGAUAGCCAUUAUACACUCAUAAACGGCUGACAUGGGGCUGCCUGUUACUAUUAAAGUCAAUUUCCGAGGGAACGUGAAGAGGUUUCUGGCUCAGGAUUUGGAUAAAUUGGAGUGGGAAUCCGUUGAAGCCUGGAUCAAAGCAUCUUUCGGGAUCAACCACUUUCAAGUCAAAUACUUUGAUGAGGAUAAUGAAGAGAUUUGCAUAAACAGUCAAGAUGAAUAUGAAGAAGCCAUCAAGAGUGCUGAGAAGCAGGGGAACCAGUUGCACAUGAAUGUGUACAAGAUGAAAGGGCAGGCCUGCGGCGGCCCACUGAAGACGGAGGUGAAGGAGCUGAAAGGAGACCUUCGGCCUGCUCCUCCUUAUCCAUCGAGGGUCAAAACAGUGGACAAAGGCACACAGGUCACCCCGGAGAGAGACGCUGUGACAGUAAAGGACACCAAGGGGAACAAACCAGAAGAUGAGCCACCUCCCAUGUGGUUCAGAUCGUACAUGGAGAAAUUUAAAGAUGAGGUGGUGAAAGAGGUCGUGGAAAGGAUGUGCAGUGACUUUUCUGGCCAGUGUUGUACCCACAAAUCAUCUGAUGGCCUCCAUGAGGUCGGCGGGGCUAGUGACGGUCCUAUAGGGCCUAGACCAGGCCCCUCCACCGCGAAUGGAUCCCUUGGCUAUACCCCAAACUGCAGCAGCUGCAAUAAACUCACCUCUGAAGGCGCCUACAAGUGCAGUGUGUGCCCGUCCUGCAUCCUGUGUGAGAUGUGCAGACAUAGCCAUGACCCCAGCCACAACCUCGUGAGAACCAAGACACCUCUGUCCAUCCCUGAGCACGGAAUGUCGGGAGAAUUGAGGUUCCCAAGGCGAGGAGACAGGACAGUGCGCAAGGCAGAGCGACAGCGCCUCAAAGCUGAAAGGAGGCAGCUAAGAGCUGAAGUGAAGGAAAUCAAGAAGAAACUGAGACUGGAGAAGAGGGGGCUGCAGUGGAGUGGGCCCUCUACCUCAGGCAGAGCAAACCUGACUAACAUGACCUCCGCGUCAACCCAGGUCCCAGCCCUGCCCCCCCCUGCUGCCUCAGAAACAGCCUCAGGUCCAGCCCCAGCCCAAGGUCCCAUCCCUGCCCCGGUCCCUGAUCCCCAGGCCUCCAGUCCAGAGGGUCCCGGGGUCUCGCACACGUCCUUGGUGCCCACUAUGGCUGCCUUGUUUCUGGAUGAAAAUCUGCCGGACGGCACCCGUCUGGAGCCCGGUACCAAGUUCAUCAAAUACUGGAAGAUGAGGAACUCGGGGACUAUCAGCUGGACCUCAGAGACUAAGCUAGUGUUCAUGUGGGGGAACCUCGGCCUGGCGUCAGAGGAGAAGAGGGAGGUGCCGGUCCCCUUGCUGCUGCCCGGACAAGUGGGAGUGGUCAGUGUGGCCUUUGUCGCUCCUGUGAUGGAGGGGACGUACACCUCCCACUGGCGGCUGGCGCACUGCAGGUGUCAGUUUGGCCCGCGUGUGUGGUGCAGCAUCGUGGUCGAACACGGCGAUGGCCGCAACGCACUCGGGCAUCAGAGCAAACGACUGAAGGAGGAGGUGAGGCCAGGGGAGAGGGAGAAGGAGGUAAGGUCCAAGGACAGCAGCCCUGGCUUGUCUGUAGACCUGAACCAUGAUGACUACUACUUCCCCUCAGUUGACCUGCUGACUGCACAGGAUCUACUAUCAUUUGAGUUGCUGGAUAUAAAUAUUGUGCAAGAAUUGGAGAAGGUUCCUAACAACACCCCUGUGGAUUUGACACCCUGCAUAUCCCCACUGCCCCAUGAUGCACCUGUGCUGGAAAAGGCCAUCACUUCACAGCUAAAAGAAGACACAGAGGUCACAGGGGUCAGAAAACUUUUUGGAGUGAAGCUGAGGCAUCACAGGGAGCUGCUGGAGCCUGUGACCCAGGAGGAGGACAGGGAGGAGGAGAUCAGUGGAGCCCAGUUCCUCUGUGAGACCGUCAUCCGCUCCCUCACCUUGGAGGAAGCCCCCGAUCACAGACCCCUACGCAGAGUCCAACACAGCAGCCACAAACCCCAGGUCGUUUCCCGGGGUCCCAGCUUUUGCUUCGAGAGAGUUGUCGAGGCUGAGAAAACUGAGACGGUGCAAGAAGGAAAUGAGGAGAUCUGUGCCAUCAGACUCGAGAGUUCAGGUGGGCUGUCCGGCACAGGUCUCAACCAGAUCACCCAGGACGCCGAGACAAAGCCAGUUCUGCUGCUGGAACCAGCGAGCGAAAUCAGUUCACACGAUGAUAACGAGGAGGAGGAGGUCUUGGGCUUAGAUGACAUGCAAAACAUGAAGGAUACUCAAAAAGAGAAAGCCAAAGGAGAAGACUGGGAGGAGGUCAGCAGCCAGACCUCCUCAGUCUCAUCCUGCGAUGAUUACAUCAUUGUCCUACCAGACUGCUUCGACACCAGCCGGCCUCUGGGAGAGUCCAUGUACAGCUCCGCCGUGUCGCAGCCCGACGCUCCUGCCGCUGCCGGGACCUCGGCCGAUCCGGGCGGACGGGAGGAGGAUGAGGAGGAGGAGGAGGACGAGGAGUCCGGCAGGGCGGCGCUGCUGACAGAGAGACCGGAGAGGAUGGACGCGGCCGAUGCUGAGGAAUCGGUGAACACGUGGCCUCCGCCCGUCCUUCCCAUCCACAGCAGUGUGAACCAGAUGCUGUGCACCUCCCAAACCCUGGACGCUGUGACGCUCACCCCUGAGGUGGUGGCACCGGUGCCACUGCUGCUGCCUGACCCCCUGCUGGCUCCACCGGCCCUCUACUCCCCCAGGUCUGAGGCACUGUACCUGGCUGAGGACCCGAGUCCUCCAGCCUGUGAACCAUAUGAGCCACAUCAACCAAGGGUCCAUCUAAAUGUAUCAUCUGGUUUGUCAAGAUCAGCGGGCUCAGCAUCCAGUGCCUUUGAGACAUAUAACCCCAGACCAAGCAACACUUUGCAGCCAAGGGGCCAAGGAGGCAUCACAGAGGGACUCGUCAAGGGGGCCCUUUCUGUGGCAGCGUCCGCUUAUAAAGCUCUCUUCACUGGACCAAACUGUUCAAUACAGCGAGGCAUCGACCCGGCCACCAGACAGGACCCUUCCAUGAUGGCGAUGCUCCUGGAAAUGGGCUUCAGAGACCAGCGGCUCAACCAGCGGCUGCUGAGGAAGCACGGCUACAGCCUGCUGCACGCUGUGAACGAGCUGGUGCAGAUGGCCGAGGACAGCCAGAGCAAAGCUGUCAACACUCAGCAAUGAGGGGGGGAAGCUGGAAGGCUGGAGGAGAGCCACAGGAAGGAUUUAUUUGACUUUUAAACCUAAUGUAAAGAGAAUAUUUAGACAGUGACGUGCUUAUCUCUCUCUCUCUCUUCAGUGUCUAGAUUUGAGUUAUUUAAAAAAGAUGAGACAAAGAAAACGUAUUUAAGAUUGAUGCAACUGAUUUUCCAAAGGGUGGCUAGUUUAUUUGGACCAACAGUGAUGCUGAUAAGACACCGAUGUCACUCGAAGUCUAAAAUUUAUUUCUGGAACAUUUGAGUGAAAGAGAUGGAUGCUUUCUCCUGCCUCUGCCUUUAAUUCAGCUUCAGUGUUUUGAUGAAAUUAACCCAUCGGCACACUUGUACAUUGCUAUGAAUAGUGGUUAAAAUGCCUUGUUUACCUGGAACACAGAGCCUCUGCUGUUGGUCAAAAGGAGCUAGUUUUGACAGGACAAAAUUGUGCAUUUCAGCUCUUCAUCGUAGUGUUUGUGUGGCUGUCGUAGCUGCUUCCUCGGCACUGAAAAAUAGUUGUCUUUCGAUAGGGCUUGGCCAGAUUCUUCUCACUAAUAGCGCAGUGAAAAUUAAUAUUGUUUAAUGUCAUAAAAAGAAAUGUUCUGAAAAGCCAGCUCUCGUUUAAGACGAUGCUACUGAAGCUACGUUCUGGGCGUUAAUGGUCAGCAGUGCAGUAGUAGGAACAGCAGAUAUUUAAGACCUUUCUCAAUAAUCGUAGUGAAAUCUGCCUAAACAAUGCAAUCUCUUUCUGUAUCAGAGUACUGUUAUUUUAGAUGUUGACAUGUGGAAUGUAUACAGAUCGUCUGAACUGAUCACCGUUCAGACAGUCAGAUGUUUUCUACUGCUUUUUAGGUGACACCUGCAUGACAGGUAGAGGCUUUAGAGAUGAGUUGUGUUCUUGUGGUCUUAGCGCAGUCACAGUGGAAAAUGUCCGCUUUGCGUCAUAGUUUAAGAACCCUCCUGCCUGCAUCUUCACCGUUCAACCACCAAACCCAAACCUAGCGUCAGUCAUUUCGCCCUAAUCGAAGACACGAUGUCUCCGACGACACAUUCCUCAAUCUCUUCUUGGAACCAAGUGUGUUUUAUUUCAUUACGUUGCCUUUAUGAAAAGCGUUUAUUCGUUCACUCAGAUAUACAUGUGCUGAUUUGACAAGUGUGGUGUGAGUGUGCAGGUUUAAGUUAAUGUACGCCUCUGUUCCUUUAGAUUAUUCCUCCUGUGUGUGAGUUUUCAACCAUAUUUUCUUAUGUCGUGUUUUAAAGAAUCAUGCUCUAGAGAAUAAUUCUGAAUAUAUCUACUAUCGUAUGCUUGUCAAAUUAUUCUUCUGUCACAGAAUAUAUACAUUAAAUACCCUUCUACUAUCAAUCCGCCAAUAAACUAUUUGCACAUC
This is a messenger RNA of Chelmon rostratus (copperband butterflyfish), 4704 nucleotides long. It is a transcript of the gene nbr1a, whose product is annotated as NBR1 autophagy cargo receptor a. The coding region runs from base 99 to 3308 and encodes 1069 amino acids. The transcript is spliced from 22 exons. Gene Ontology annotation, cellular component: phagophore assembly site. Gene Ontology annotation, biological process: macroautophagy. Gene Ontology annotation, molecular function: ubiquitin binding. NCBI's taxonomy places the organism in Eukaryota, Metazoa, Chordata, Actinopteri, Chaetodontiformes, Chaetodontidae. The record is from RefSeq and is a predicted model, not a curated record.